GACGAGUGGGUGGCCCGCCCGUUUGGCGGCUUGUCCUACAGGAUGACACAGGUGCUCACCGGGCAUGGUUGUUUCGGUGAGUACCUGUGCAGGAUAAGGAGGGAGCCAACGAAACAGUGCCACCACUGUGGCGCCGCCCGGGACUCCGCGCGGCACACGCUGGAAGAGUGUCCAGCGUGGGAAGAGCUGCGCGGAGUCUUGAGGGCCGAAGUGGGAGAUGACCUCUCCCUGCCGGCCAUCAUCAGUCAGAUGGUCGGCAGGGAGAGCGCCUGGAAGGCGGUCUCCUCCUUCUGCGAGCGAGUCAUGCUGCAGAAGGAGGAGCGUUUCAAUUGUGAACCGUUGCCAUACGUUCUUGGCAUGAGCGUAUUCAUGCUCUGA
Messenger RNA from Solenopsis invicta (red fire ant), 378 nucleotides. RefSeq lists its product as uncharacterized. The record is from RefSeq and is a predicted model, not a curated record. The annotation marks the transcript as partial. The transcript is spliced from 2 exons. NCBI's taxonomy places the organism in Eukaryota, Metazoa, Arthropoda, Insecta, Hymenoptera, Formicidae.